AUGUUUGGCAUGCAUGUGGAUGUUAGAGAUGUAGAGAGUUCGAGCAAGCUCUAUAUUCCAAACUGUGUCCAUAGCAUGUGUCGAAGUUUUUAUCAAAGAGAUUGUUGGUGCUGUAAGAGAGAUCUAGGGAUUUGUUUUAAAACCAAACAACGAUGCGUUUCCAGUCCCCUAUGUCCUCCUCUAAACUUCAAAACAAACUAA
Molecule: messenger RNA, 201 nt
Organism: Thlaspi arvense
Lineage: Eukaryota; Viridiplantae; Streptophyta; Magnoliopsida; Brassicales; Brassicaceae
Source: the annotation of a GenBank genome assembly